UUACUGUGGGGGAAGUAAUGAAAUGACCUGAUUUGUGUCACUAGCACUAGUCCGCGAGCAUUAACCCUGUGAAACAGUCCAGAUCUGUGCUCCUGCCUGGCAGCGUCACGGAAAAGGGAAUAAAGACGCACCAGCCCGCAAGAAAUCAUCUGCGCAUGCGCUGGGAGAAACCCAAGAAUUGGGUGGCCUUGGUGCAUUAGGUGGAACUUCCUGCGCUAUGGGAAAGAAAACCAAGAGGACAGCAGAUAGUUCGUCCUCUGAAGAUGAGGAGGAGUAUGUUGUGGAGAAGGUGCUAGACAGGCGUGUUGUGAAGGGUCAAGUGGAGUAUCUUCUCAAGUGGAAAGGAUUCUCUGAGGAACACAACACUUGGGAACCCGAGAAAAAUCUGGACUGCCCUGAGCUGAUUUCUGAGUUUAUGAAAAAAUAUAAAAAAAUGAAGGAGGGUGAGAACAACAAAUCAAGAGAGAAAUCUGAAAGCACAAAGAGGAAAUCCAGCCUCUCCAACAGCGCCGAGGACAUCAAAACCAAAAAGAAGAGGGAGAGCAACGAUAUUGCCAGGGGCUUUGAAAGAGGAUUAGAGCCAGAAAAGAUCAUCGGUGCCACAGACUCCUGUGGAGAUUUAAUGUUCUUAAUGAAAUGGAAAGACACAGAUGAAGCAGACCUGGUCCUAGCAAAGGAAGCCAAUGUGAAAUGCCCGCAGAUUGUGAUAGCGUUUUAUGAGGAGAGACUGACCUGGCACGCGUAUCCAGAGGACACGGAAAACAAAGAGAGAGAAGCAGCGAAAAGCUAAAGAGCCAUCCUGGGCCAUCCUUAGCUGUACAUACACAUCCCCCCGCCCCGACCACAUCAUUGAAAUGUGCUUAUUACUGUGCUCCCAGGAGAAACCGUGUUAUUGCUUCAGUCAUAACAUAAAUGGUUUGCUUCAUGUUCAGCUUCAUCUCUAGUGAAACCCACGCGCUUUAUGUGCCGUGUAUCCUCCUCUCUCCUCCCCCCUACCCUCCAGAAAAGUUUUCACUUGUCACAUCCUCUUAGAGCCUCCAGGGGUUUAUAGAGUUGUUGGUUCCCUUUGGUUCGGUCCCUUUUUGCCACUUUAAAUGCCGAGAGUGGCAGCGAUGCCCUUUCUAACCAGAACUAAGCGGAGUUACCCUGUCCAGGUACACAAAUGGCUGUUGGCUGGGAAAGCGAUAGGAGUUGUCUACAUUUGGGAAAUCCAUCCCGUCCCUCCUGCUAGUGCUACACAGGUCAACAUCCUGAGAUGGUCACCAUGGCCUUAAUAUGCUGGGCUUGUGUGUUGUUACGUAACUGGCAAAGUCUUGUUGGGACUGUGCAUCUGGACUCCAUCCCGGGGGACACCAGUUGUCCUGGGCUGUGAUUCCUUCCAGCCUGUCUCGUGCCUAGGAUGGAUUCCAGGCGAGCUGUGUUUUCUUUGGAAGCCCAGCCUGCAUUAGUAUUGGUUCCCAGACGCAGAGCGAGCCCCCUUCCUCUAGGAGGAGUCUAAUGUGUGGGAGGUGGGGAAAGAAGAACCUUCUGAACUUUAAAUGUGAUUGUUUAUCCCGUCAGGUGCAGGUGGAGGCCUGCCACGGCUUCUGUAUGAUCUUAUGCAGUAUGUAUGUAUGUAUACAUUCGUUUCUCAUUUGGGCUGUAUAUUUCCAUAGGAGUGAGCGUAUCAGAUGGCCUGGCUUUGUGUCAAGGUGCCUGAUCCAUGGCUGUCAUUGGCUGUUGCUUCAAAAGGCCACAAGCAUUGUGUUACCAAAGUGGCUUUCUGCUUGAGGGCCUCUCCUCCCCUCCCCUCCCCCAUGAGCUCUCUCUUGGAAAUGUGGACAGCUGAUCUGGUCUGGUGUGCACAGCACUUCUCCCUGGAACAUAUGUCCCAGGCUCUAAGACCUGCCAGUGGAGCAGAGAGGGCAUUGCUGUUCCCAGAGGGUGAGUGCUCGUUUUGCAAGGCAUGGGUCUCUGGGACAGUUGCUCUGCUGCCCAAGAGAGCUGGCAGCACAGUAAGAUGGUGCAGAACUGAGCCGCUACAGCAUUAGGCACUGCUUUCAGGGUCUCCUUUUCCUUUCCCUCCCUGAGUAUGGUGAUGCCGGAGUUGAGAACUGACCCAGGGCUGGUUGCAAGGUCUGCUCCUUAGCAUCUCAGCACAGCCCCCUUUUGCUUUCCAGCAUCAUGUACACACUUCAUGCUGAUCCUAUGUACUGUGUAGUUUAGCUGGACUUGGGCUCUCCUUUCCCGCAGGAACUGACUGAUGUCUUAGGCUCCCCCCCUCCUAAUGGUGCAGACUGAGUCCUCCUUGAUGACUAGAAGUAAUACAAUUAUGGUAUUGUGGUAUUGACACUGGUUUCUGGUUGACUUGUUCCCCGUGCAAAGCUCCUGCAAGAUGAGCGCUAAUUGGUUUUGUGGCCUUGGAAAUGCUUAUUGCAUAAAGUAGAGACCUGCAAGUGGAUGAAUUGGAAAGGGGUUGUGGGUUUAUUCUCCGGAAUGAAAAUAUCAUUGUUGCAUCCUGACUUUCCUCAAUCCAAAGGCCUGGUCCUGUUCUUGUUUAUCUCCCCUCAUUCCCACCCCUUUGCUGCUCUGAUUCUCUCCCUUUAUAGUGAGCUUCGAAAUCUUGAAUGGCAUUGGGGGAUAUGUGCAGACUGUUGCAGAGGGAGUUUUAUCAAUGGUGACUCCCUUCCUGGCCCUUGGACUCUGGUUAGUUUUGUGCCAUGGGCACAGAGAGUUUUGCUUGUUCUGAUUUUCUAGAGCACGUGACCCAGUUUGUUCUCAGCCUCUUUGUUGGUCUGUCUGUCUCGCUUCACAAGCUUGUUCAGUAUAAUGUUCGCACUGUUGGAUGAAUUCUGCAUACAAGCAGUUCAGAUGCUGUGGGGGAAAUCCAGGCACCCUAGAAAUCAAUGGCAGAGCUGUCAUUGACUUCCUUGGGACCAGGAUUUCACUCUCUCUCUAACAUGACUUCUAGUUGAGCGCAUAUCACUAAGUGGUAUUCCCGCUUCAUUGACACACCUGCCAUCAUCUCCUGUGCCUUUUGGAGCUGUGUGCCGGCAAAGGGUUAGCAUGGCCAUUGCUUUGAAAGUUCCCAUUGGCAGGAUCAGUAUUUCUAGUUGCAUCAUCCUGGCUGGUGUUGAGGGUGAUUUAAAAU
Messenger RNA from Gopherus evgoodei (Goodes thornscrub tortoise), 3130 nucleotides. RefSeq names its product chromobox 5 (gene CBX5). Gene Ontology annotation, cellular component: nucleus; pericentric heterochromatin. The record is from RefSeq and is a predicted model, not a curated record. The coding region runs from base 218 to 790 and encodes 190 amino acids. Gene Ontology annotation, molecular function: chromatin binding. Lineage: Eukaryota; Metazoa; Chordata; Testudines; Testudinidae. Gene Ontology annotation, biological process: negative regulation of transcription by RNA polymerase II; chromatin organization. The transcript is spliced from 5 exons.